AUGGCGGAGAUAGUCAGCGAGCGAGCUGCGGAUCCGGAUGCGCAGGCUGCCGUGACCGAUUUUCUGGACUACACUGAAUAUCUUCCCUCCGACCUUAUACGGUCCCUUACCCUGAUUUGCGGCCUAGACGACGCGUAUCAAAGUCAUUCUCUCGCGGUGGACGACCUCACCAAGCUUUAUGGUACUCUACCGUCUCUUGAACCAGGCUUGCGUCCGAAUCCACAAGAACUCCGCACUCAAAUAUCGGCUCGAUUGGACCAGGCUCUUAACGCGCGAGAGUCAGCCCACGCAGAGGCCCGGCGCCUAUAUGACGUCGCCGAACGACAUCAGAACAGACUGAAGAGCAUCAUCGCCAAGUUAAAUGCUAUACCUAAGCCUCCUUUGCGAGAUCCUACUCCUCCACCCGUACCCUCGUCGCAGGUCAAGCGUUCGAGGAGCGGCAGAAAGAUUGAGACCACCACCAGACUCACACUACAUCCCCCUCGUAGCAAUGCGGUGGCUUCCGCAAUACUUAAGAAACCUCGAAGUCGCCGAGUGACGGUGCCUGGAGAAGUCAUGCCACCUUACGACCCGGACUCGCCGAUCGCAAGUACAGAGGUGUCGGACUGGGGAUCUCCGCCGCCUUCUCCACCACGACCAGUCCUCAAGCUUAAACAGCCAAAGCCGCCGCCGCCUGCAUCCGUGAAGUCUCUCAAGCAGAAGCCUGUACCUUCCGAAGCCAAACCCCGCCCAACUCGAGAUGAGACGGAAACAUAUCGCAAACCAACUCCUCCGCCGGAGGAGGCUGAGAUCGGGAGCAAAUACAAACCGUGGACGCACUUGACCGAGUUCGAGAUGUACAAACUUCGCAAGAAGAUGAAGAAAAACCAUACCUGGGAGCCCAGCGAUGUCAUGAUCAGGCGCGAGUUGGCGGACCGCGGGAGGGGUUGGGAGAACUACUACCGAGCAAAGGCAGAAGCCGAAAAGAACGGUGCCAAGUUCAUCGAUCUCGAUAGCGCCGAAAAGGUCUUUCCCAAGGCCGAGAUGAGCGAGAAGGGAGAGAAGCUGGCCCAAAUCGAGAGCGACAAAGAGUCAGACACUUUGGAAGUGGUGAACAAGACCGAAGAUGCGACUAUCCCAGCGCGGCUGACGGACAACGUCGAGAAACCGGAGCCUGCCGGACCUGUGGUAACCCCUGCUUCCAAACCCAAGGCACCAAAGAGGAGUGAGAAGAAGGAGAAGAAGCAGCCUGAGCCGGUACUUUCGCAAGCCGCGCUUGCAGCCCAGGAGGCUGAACUCGCAGCUCGACGCCUUGGGGACAUUGGUUCCAAGUUCCGUACCUUGUUCGCCUCGCCCUUGUCUGCGCUGGCGUCUUUCAGUCGAAGCGCUAGUACUCCGACGGCCAUUCGCCCAGCUAACUCGGCGAAGAAAGGCACUGAAAAAGCCUCAAAAAAGAGAAAGGCCGAAGACACGCCAAUUGCCUCGCUCUCGCCAUCCGCAGAGCCUGAGAAUGCAAAGAAGAAGCAGAAGGUUGCGCCGAAGCCAUCGCCUCUUGCGGUCAGUCCUGUUCCCGCUGCGCCAUCCACAUCGCCAGCUGCAACGAGCAGUGAGCCACCUCCCUCCACAAUCGCACCCAGCGCAGGAACCAUCAAGAUUCCCUUGAAGCUCAACUUGACCGCGACGUCGGCAAGUGCUGUAGCUCCUGUUACUGCCGUAAGUAAGGCUCCUACUCCCGCACCUACGAUGCGAGCGGUCAGCGUACAGCGAACUUCUGUCGCGCCGAAGCCCUCGGCGUCCCCUCCCGUAUCUGCGACGCCACCAGUAUCGGCAACGACUUCACGUCCGCCUUCGCGUCGCUCCGCAGCUGCGUCCGUGGAACCACAACCCGCCACCACACGUUCUAGCCGGCGCGCAUCAAUGACCCCAUCGCUGGCUGGAGGUCAGAAGACACCUGCCGCGGAAGCCCAAUCUCAAGGACCGAGUCCUAAAUCUAUAUUCAGCGCCAUUCCUACGGCAGCAAGUCGGCGCAGCAAGCGUGACGCGCCAGGCAUGGUAAUGCAGUCGAGUCAGGAUGGCGGGGCUGCUGUUAGUGUCAGCAAGAGGAAAACCAAGCCCGCCAAGAAGGUCUCGAGUACAGCAGCGCUGGCAUCCGCCGCGGCACAGAUGCCCCAGAUUAGGAUCGACGUCGAUGGGCGUCAGGAGUGGGUGGACCCGGACGAAGAGCGGUAUUGCGUUUGCGGGGAUGUUAGUUGGGGGGAGAUGAUCUGUUGUGAAUUGGAUGAGAAGUGCGACUUCGGCCAAUGGUUCCACAUGGAAUGCGUGUCACUGCACGAACUACCCCCACGAACGGUGAAGUGGUACUGUCCUGGAGAUCGAAAGAAACUCCGCAGGGGCGAAAUGACGAAUGGGUUGGUUGGAAGGGGCAUCAAGUAG
Messenger RNA from Cladophialophora yegresii CBS 114405, 2412 nucleotides. RefSeq lists its product as uncharacterized. The record is from RefSeq and is a predicted model, not a curated record. Gene Ontology annotation, cellular component: nucleus; Rpd3L complex; Rpd3L-Expanded complex. The coding region runs from base 1 to 2412 and encodes 803 amino acids. Lineage: Eukaryota; Fungi; Ascomycota; Eurotiomycetes; Chaetothyriales; Herpotrichiellaceae. Gene Ontology annotation, biological process: regulation of DNA-templated transcription. The transcript has 2 exons.